This is a messenger RNA of Lymnaea stagnalis (great pond snail), 9339 nucleotides long. The record is from the annotation of a GenBank genome assembly. Lineage: Eukaryota; Metazoa; Mollusca; Gastropoda; Lymnaeidae.
UAAUCCUGUUGUAGCUACAACUAGGCUAAUAUAUAACUAGGCUAACUAGUGCUCUAACAACAUUCUAAAAACAUUCAGUGGCUUCCUUUGGAUGACUCAAGUUGUAUAUUUUAUCGUUAUUGUAAUAAAAGUAUGUUUCGAACUCUGGGACCUUAAAGUUAAAGUUACGUCCGACUUACAAUUUAUUUCAGUACAAAUCUCAAAUCCAAGGCCAUUAAUUCGUUAGUAUAGUAUAGUAUAGUAUUAUAGUAUAUUUAUAUAGUAUAUAUAUAUAUAGUAUAGCCAUCCCAUAUACUGGCUCAUACAUACAUUUACAUAGUAUCAAAGCCAUAGGUCCAUAACAAUAAGUAUAAGUCAUAAAAAUAAGUUAUAGUAUAAGUGAUAAAUACAAGUUUUUUUUUGGCUAAACUAAGAGUAAGAGAUAUCAAAACUAAGAGUAAGAGAUAUCACCAUGAAGUCUAUGAAGUCAUUUGCGUGUAUAUUAAAGUUGUUGAACUUGCUGUGAAUGUGAAUUACUUGAAUUAGGGUUCAGGGUUAGGUUUAGGUUUAGGGAUACAUUUUAGGGUUCAGGUUAGGUUUAGGGAUACAUUUUAAUUACUUAGAUUUAGAUUUAGUGACAGAAUUAACUGGUCUUGUCAACCAAGAUGGCGGCCAUGGCCAUGGGCGGUGAUAUCUCUUUGCAUUUACCGACAAAUGUAAAGCUAUUUGGGGGCUAGCAUGCAUAUUAUGUCCAAUUUUUAUAUGUCGAUAAGCAUUUCUCUAUAUUAAAAUCGGUAAAUUCACAUUCUAGCAUUACAUGACAAACGUCUAGAACUGUUUGAAAAAUUUUUAAAUUUGAAAGAAAUUUGAUCAAAAAUGUUUUAAAAUCAUAACAGAACGUGAAAUUCUGUAAAAUUCAACAGAAUAACUUAAAAACAAAUUAAUUUUUUAUUGAUGCCUUCGAGGGCUGCAUAACAAGCCAUAGAAAUAGAAUUCAUAAUAAUAAUAAAAUAAUAAUAAUAACAUGGCCCAUCAAGCCAUCAUUGUGAUUGAUCAUACUUUCAUAAUCAUACAUAACUUGUGGCUUAGGUCAUCUUCCAUCCAUCCCUGUGGUGCUACAGCCCAUGUAGGGCUUUGGCCUGCCUCACCACUUCCUUCCACUCUUAGACAGUUUUUAAAAAAAAAGGAACGAAGUGGUUAUGCGCAGCCGACUGCGUAUAACCCUGAGAGUUAUACGCAGUCGGCAAGUCACGUGACGUCUAUAUUCUUCCUGUUUUACAGUAUCAAUCAAUAAGGGUGCCUCGUUAUUGGGGUGACUGGGUGGUCGAAUGGUACAAACUGACCAAACCUCAAGUUGGUGGUCUUGAGUUCAAUUCCAGCCAACGGCAAGCCAUGAAUACGCGUUAGUUGCUAUGUUUGUUCUCGAGAAUGAAGCAAAAACAACUAGGCUUAUUGUUUUAUUAUUUUUUUGGGCUAAAAAAUGUUAAAACAUGAGAAGAAUUAUUAACUUGACCAAUGUAAUGUUAAUAAUGUUAUACUUAUAAUUAUCAAAUAUAUGUUUGUGUUGUUAACUAAUUUUGUGGCAGAUAAAAUCAUGUUUCUCUGGUACAGUAAUAAAUAUAAUCAUGGGUUGAGAGUAGCAGGAAAAAAAUUGCUGUAGGGGCAGGGGUUCUGUAGAGGGGGCACUGUAAGUAAUACUUUCACACAGUUAUAGUUUUGCAUGGAAGCUGAAAACUGUUACAUUUAGGUCAUAAAAAAAAAAAAUCAUAAAUGAUAAAAUUUUAAAAAAAAAUAAAUAGAAUGUAUUUCCUGAAUUAGUCAGUAAAACCAACCACAUGGUCAUAGCAACAUAUAAAAACCUAAUCAAUCAAAAUACCUAACUAGACUUAGACAUGGAAAUGCCUUUAAAAAAAUCUAAAACUUAGGCUUAGACUCUAAGAAAUGUAGACUUUGACUUAUACUUAUAAUUAUAAUAUAUAAGAUACAAGCAAUAAUACUAAUAAUAGCACUAAUACUAAUACUAUUGCUAUCAUCAAUUUCAAUAUUAAUUAAAAUUAAUUCAAUUAAAAUUUUACGUUAAAAACAUAAAAAGUUCUAGUUCAAAACAACCCGUCAUGCGGCUAAUUACGCAUAAUACUUUUUUUUAAAAUUGCCAAACAAUCGAUUGAUAAACCUUAUUUGGCUAAAUUUCUAGCCGACUGCGUAUAACCCUGAGAGUUAUACGCAGUCGGCUGUGAAUAACCCUCAGUGUUAUGCGCGGGUUAUGCGCAGUCGACUGCGUAUAACGCUUCCCAAAAAGGAAAGAGUGAGAAUCUCUCUAUCUUAUUUCCACAUUGGAAUCAUAUAAAUAUAAUAGGCCUAAAGAAUAUACACUUUCACUUAUUAGGGAACCCUUACAAUUUUGGCUACUUUGAGCAAGAAACCAUAAUUACAAAUCUGUUAAUGUAAUAAUCUUAGCAAAAACUGCAUUUUCAGUAAGAUUCUUUUAAUUUCUAUUAAAUAUAUUUAAUACCACUAACUAUGACUAGUUUUUUUAGUAAUUAUCUCUAUUACUGGUAGUUUACUUAAAGCUUAAACAAAUUAACAAAGUAUGCAUGAAACUAGACUGUGAAAUGUUUUUUGUUAAUUCUUUAUUUAUGUUCACAAGACUAUUGUAUUUGCUACAGGUUUAAAAUAUAUUUUAGUUCAAGGGAUAUGUAAAGAGUUAUCAUGCUUGAAGUUAUAGCCAGCCUGCCUAGAGGUCCUGUUUUCCUGGCUGGAGAAACUCUAUGCUGUGAUGUAACUUUCACUAAUACAGCUAAUGAGAACCAGUAAGCAAUGAUUGUCUUCCUGCCUCAUUUCUACCAAGUUAAUUCUCUAUGUCUUUAAAAGUCUGUAACUCCAUAAUAUAUGUUUAUUUGCUCCUUUUAUUAUAAGAAAUCCAGGUUUUUUUAGGUUCCUUGUAGUAUUAAAUAGUUGAUAUAUGUGGAAGUUUUUUUUUGUUUGUUUUUUUUUUAUUGAUAUUUUAAAAAAACAUAGUUUAAAUAGAUUAAAUUUUCGUCAUGAACCGAGUUACAGAGACUGUGGCCAGACAAGAGAGACAGUAUUGCACUUACUAGCCAAGUGCCCAACACUUUCGAGAAGCAGCAGGCAUGUGCUUGCCAGGCCAUAAAAGACCUUAGCUCUACCCCAAAAAGAGAAUGUACAUAUUGCUAUCAUAAUAUAACUUUUCCCCUCCUUUUCAAAAUGUUUAGGUCAGGAGAUGAAAUUUUGGCUUGGUCAAGUGUCCAAAUAAUCUGUCAGUGCACUGUCAGUGAAUCUCGUGUCUUACUACCACGGAAAAAUGUUUUGUCAACAGAGGAAGCCUCAACAACUGGAUGUGAAACAUCCUUUGUUCCCAACAAAGGUAAACUUUCCAUUCAUCACUUUCUAACUUCUGUAUUGGUUUUAUCAUAUUUUAGUGUUAAUUGUGUUAAUUUUUUAAUCCAUUAUUCAUUUCAGCAGCACAGAUUGAUCAUUCAACUUAACUUUAAAUUUUAAAGUAUAAAAGAUAUCUGCAUAAAUGGUUCAUAACCAUGGUUCACCUAAAAACUAUGGAGAAUAUUACAAGACAUUUGUUUUUCCUAACUACUUGCUACAGACCAAUUUUAAAAUAACAAAAACUCAAAAGACUUUUAAAACUAAAAAUAAUAUGUGCAAUGUAAUCAAAACAAUUUAACAAUUAUUUGGAUCAAUAAAAGCUCCUUAUCUGAUCUUAUCCUGUCUUAAACACAUGCAAGAAAGGACGUACAAAUUAUCGGCAGAAUUAAAAAAAAAUAGAAAAAAUAUGACAAGAAGAUUAUAAACGUCAUUUAUACGUUAUUUAUUAUAAACGCCUGUCAUAAGAGUUGUUCUUAAUAACCCAGUAAUUAAUAUUAUCUAGUCAUGUAUUGUAAUACCUGAAUCCAACCCUUCUAUUGAGAGUCCAUGCACAGGCUGUUCAACAGGAAGCUAAUGAAUAAAGCUUUACUUAUAUUAUGCUUAUUGUAUUUGUGCAUUGCUCAACUAAAGAGUUACUAAUAUUAAAAGCUAGGUAUUUGGUAUAACAUUUGGCAACAUAUGCAUUGCUAUAAAUGUAUAUUUGUUCAUUUGAUCUUCAUGAUUGAUGUGUAUAUAAAGUAUAAAGUAAAGAAAUUUUAAUUCUUUUUUAACAAAUUUUCAAGACAGAUAUUCCCAUGUACCUGUGUUUUAAUUAGGUUAUGUAAAAAAAGUUAGAAUAUAUUAUAUUUAUAUGUAGCAGUAAUAUUUCAUUGACAUCAAGCAAAUAUGAUCACGUCACUCCACUACUCCAAUCACUUCAUUUGCUCCAUUUACAAGCUCUCUGUUCUCUGCCACAACUUUUUCUCGGAUUGCUGCUCUUCCUAUCUAACCGAACUUAUUUCUAUUCACCCCUUUGACAGCUUCGCUCCUCCGCAGACACGCAUAAUUCUUUCUGUUCCCAAGACGUACACUAAAACAUACGGCGAACGAUCUUUUUCUUUCUGCGUCCCCAAACUAUGGCCUUCUCUCCCAAUACACAUCCGCAAUAUACCGACCAUCCAGUUCCAGGCCUUCAAAACUGCACUCAAGACACAUCUCUUCAAACUCUACUAUCACGACUAAUUCCCACCCCCCUCUGACCGAUAAACGAUGCUGCUGGGUGCCAUCCAUAGCUUAACAUGUAAAUAGUUCUGGGGUGGGCGGGGUGAAUAUUUUUUUUAAAAUGAUUUUUUAUUACAAAAUUUAUGUAACUUUUUGAAUGUCAUGCUUAUAUUUGCUAAUAUUUUUAUGUGCAGGCGGUGAGCCCAGCCCUAGGCUGGGGUACCGCGUUAUGUAAGACCACUGUAAUAAUAAUAAUAAUUUUCUUUAUCAUUCAGUUAUUCCCUAAAAGAAUGCCUGCUCUCUUUGAGAGUGAGACACAAUUUAAUUAUAUUUAAGUUAAAACUUAUUCAAAACACCCUUAUGCACAGACUUAAAGGGCUAUUUAAAUGAAAAUCUUUUUAUCAUUGAACUGUACAACUUCUGACUGUUUAGUGUAGACAUAGAUUUUCAAUACCUGAGUUUUCACUUUGCUUUUUAACCCCAAAAAAUCUAAUUAAAAUGUAUAAUUCUUGUUUGAAACAUACUGUCUUUUUCCCUUGGUGUUCAAUUGAUCAUCAACAAGACAAAGGACUGGGUACAAAAGUUAAGAAUGCUCUUUUUUGAGUACACUAGUUGUUUUUGGAUAGUUUUAAAAGAAUGUUGUGUCUUAGUAUAUAUAUUUGAUUUACCUAGCUAAAUGUUAGCAUGUUCUGUUUACUCACUGUAGGUACACUAAUUUUUAACGGAGAAGGUUUGUCAAAAUGAAAUUGAGUUUUUCAUUUUUUUAAACUUCAUAAAUUAUCUACUUUCCUGUAACCUGCUCUUUAUUUUUUAUUUUUUUUUGGUGUUUUCAUUUCUAUUGGUUUUCCAAUUUUAUUUCAAAUCCCUUUUAUGUGGAGCAUUGUUUGUCAUAACUUGGAUCACACAUUACUGGAAAGUGUUAGUCUUGAUUUAUUGAAUGUUACAACUACAAGGUGUUUGCAAAAAAACAAGUCAAUUGUCAAAAUGGAGCUAUGAUUAAUAUGCUCAAUAGGGGAGUGUUGUUUUAUUUAUGUCAACAUUAUAGGUAAAUGUAUAAAUAUAAGUAGAAUUUAGAUUGGGAGUUCCCACCUUUUUGAUUUUCCAUUAAACUUUUUAAAAUGAACCUAUCAAUGAGUUGUUAUUAAGAAGAUACUAGAAAGAAUUCUUUGUAAAAAUAAACAUCUCAACAUCCUCGUGUAUUACACACAAUAGUUGGGAACUUAUUUAAAAAGAUUAAGUUUAAAAUGUUUUCUGUAAUAUAAUAUCUUAUAUGGAAACAUAGCUAUUUCAUACCAUUCUAUUAUUUUCAAACCAUCAGUUCCUUCUGUUUAUAAUAACCGAUGUCCUCUAUACAGUUUUAAAAAUGCCAAAUAUUGAAAUAUUAUCAACCAAAAUUACUUCAGUAGCCCAAGAAUCUCCUAAAUUUCAUUGUCCCUAAAAAUGUAACUUAAAAGGGUAAGUCGAAAUUUGAAAUUUAUUUAUUUGACUUUUUGCUUGGAGCAGUUUGCCAUUAAAAAGGUGUUGGACUGUGAUGCAACUUUAAAAAAAAAUUAAAAUACUCCAGCAAGAGCAGGCUGAAUUAUAUAGAAGAAAAAUAAAAGAAAUGAAUGUUACACAAAUCUUCUCACUUCUCUACUCUUAGAUUUUUGUGUCAUUAAAACAUUUUGUGGUAAAGUUGUUACUAUUUCUUUUUUACUGUGGACAUACCAAUCUACCAUUCAAUCUUAAGAAAUAUUAGAAAUGAUGUAGUUAGCAUAUUAAUGUCAUGUUAAUGUCAAAUAAAAACAAGUUGUGUUAUGUGUAAUUAAGUAAAGAUCUAUGUAUUACAGGGGAGAGAGGUUUGACAGUACUUUGCACUAAACCUAAAAUUCUCUUCUGUGACUUAAAACUGUCACCUGGCAUGUCCAGAUCUUGUAAGUAUUUGAUUAAAUGGGAAACAGAAAGGCUAAAUUUUAUACAUUUAUUUGAAUCCAGCUUUCUCCCUAAUAAUGAAAUUAUUUGCAAAGAGACUAUCGAAUUAAAUUUUUCAUUGCCGAAUUUGGCUGUUUUUGAUCUUUUGCAUUGAUUUAUAUUUGAUUUUCCAGAUCAGUUUGAAGAAGCUAUUCCAACUGAUGCACCCCCAUCUUUUAGAGGACAGGCUGUCAAAUAUUCCUACAAAGUUAUUGUUGGUACUCAAAGGUUAGAAAAAAGUACAAAGAUGGUGCGUGUACCUUUUAGAGUUCUAGUCUUAUAUGGUAGGUAAUAAGUUUUCUUUAUGUUAAAAAUUAUACACAGAACUAUAUAUAAUCAUAAAUAAGUUAUUCUUUACUUGACUUUUAUUUUAGUUAUUUUGCUCAUAAUGUUAAUCAUACUGUAAUGUUAAAGUAACUAAUAUGCACAUUUAAAAAUUAUAUUGCUUUACAUAUGCUAAAAAAAAUAAGUUUAUGCCACAUUACUCACUUCAUGAAUCUCCCUCUUUUACAUUUCUCCUCACAGGUUUAAAUGACAUAAGUGUUUACAAUGAAACAGAAGAAAUUUCUCCCAGUAACCCUUUUUUGCAUAACCAUCGAAAAGAAAAUUCUGUGUUAGACGUUGCUUUGCAAGUCAUAUCAACAGUCACUGCCAGGAAAGCACCUCGUAAGAGUCGCUGCUAUAGAUUUUCAAAAUUUGAUUUAAAAAAUACAUUUUGAAUGUUUGAUUGUUUAUUAAUAUAUCAUUCAAAAUAUUCACAAUUAUGUCUUCUCAUCACAAAGUUUAAAAAUAUCUUACCCAAUGUAAGAAUGUAAAAUAAUUUUAGAUAAGCCUAAAUGACAAACGUAUCAAAUCCAAACAUAUAUUGUGCUAUAAGUAAAGUAUAAACAUGUAUCCCUUAAAUAAAAAAAAAAAAUCAUGAACAAAUUUCAAUUUUUUUUUAAAUAAUAAAAAAGUGUAAAAGCAAAACUCAAAAAAAGUCCAACCCUGAUACAGGCGGUCCUCAAUUUACGGUGGGUUUCCGUUUUUUACACUCUAACAUGAUACUCUUCCUUGAUCCACCAGCACCACUAUUAGAAGAAACACGAUUUUGAAGCCUUUAUUAAAAUUCCAAUUGACAUUGUAAUAACACGAACAACCUUGGGCUAUGUAUCACAAUGAAGUCUGGAUGCUAAGUGACGGUCAUUUGGGAUGCUUGACAUUGUGUGCAGUUCCACGAGCUAACAUACUAGCUUCCAUGAUGAAAUAGUACUUACUUGUGGUGCGCUGAAAAAAAUAAUACAUUUAAUUAAUAAAUUAAUCUUCUUUUCCUUUUUUGUGCCUGGGACCGCAGUAACAUCAAAACCAUCUAAAAUGAGGACCUUCUGCAUUUGUUUCGAGUCAUCUAAAUUUUUUAGAAUACUGGUUAAUAUUUUAAUAACCUUGGAUAUAUAAAUUUAAAAUACGUGGAUUAAAUUAUUUGUCUUUAUUUUUCCAGAUUCCUAUAACAUAACCAAUUCAAGAGGCCGGGUGGCGAAAUUUUUACUCUUCAAACAGGCCUACAAAUUAGGAGAAGACAUUGUUGGCAUGUUUGAUUUUAGUGUUGGAACUGUAACCUGUGUUCAAGUAAGUGUAAUUUAUAGAUAAUUGUAAUUGUUUUUAAGUAUUAACAUUCUUUUUAAAAAUGGUUGUCUCCUUAACAAUGCGUCUUAAUUUGAUAUGUGAAAUCUUGGCAAAUGUAAUUAACAGUAAUAAAAUUCUUCUAUUCUUCAGUACUCUGUAACUUUACAAAGUGAAGAACAGAUCUCAGAGGAAUGUAGGCGUAAGCCCAGCCAAGGCACUGCAGUCACAUCCUACGUUAAGCAUCAAGAGAUGUGCCUCCACACUAUCAGAACUCAUAUGAACAUCCCAAUACCCCUAACUGCCACUCCUGGCUUUAUCACUGACAUAGGUUUGUUUUUAUUUUUUGGGGGCGCAUUGACAUUUUAUCCGUUAAAUCAAGACUUUAAAAUAAAUCCCUAGAAAUUGAAAAAUAUGAGUAAAAAUAACUAUUGAUAGGUGCAUGAUGAAAUAUUGAUUAAAUUAAAUAUCUUGGAAGGUAAGACAUCAUAAUUGAAUUUGAUUAAAAAAUACAAUUCAUUUUAAUAAGUAGGAAUUUUUAAAAGAUAUUUUAAAGAAGCCAAUACAUUUUCUGCAGGCUUCAUCUCUGAAACUUAAUUUAACCUCAUUUAUUUACUUUUUUAUUAACUUUAGUUUGCCAAAGAUGGCGACUACACUUUGAAUUUGUCACCUCAUUGGAUGAUAUUAGUGGACCUGAGUCCUUGCCUUCAGAUGGUGAAGAGAGACAAUGGCAGGGCCCAUCUACUUUAAAUGUAGAGACCAUGGUUUGGGACUUGCCGGUUAAAGUUUUCCCAACCAAUCCUAUUCAUGCAUCUAGUGUCACAUUGAUGAAAACAUCGGCGUCUAUUCAUAUGGACAAUUGAAUAUUUUACCUGAUAACAUCUCAGCCUUCUUAAAAGCUCGAAGAAUUAUUAGUAUUUAGAUACAAGAGUCUGCAUUAUUUCUUUUGAAAGCUGUUAUUGAUUACUGAUAUGUUAUCUUUAUUUUUAUUUUCUGUAUUUUUAGUUGAAUAUAAAAAUCUUGUUUAAAAGGUCUCCAUAAAAUGCUCAUAACUUAUAUAUAUGAUGUUAUCUUUAAACGUAUUCUUGUACAUAAAUUAAAGGUAUAGGGUAUUAACAUGAUUACAUGCAGAUCAAUAAAAUUUAAAUUUAUAUAAAUAUAAGCCUGUCUUUGUAUCAUUCAUAAAACUUAAUGCAUUGCUUGUAAAUAUAU